GUAUGGUUUUAUGACGAAUGCUUGCGGAAGUAUGGAAAUGCCAAUGUCUGGAAGCAUUUCACCGACCUUUUUGAUUAUCUGCCCCUUACAGCACUUAUUGAGAGUCAGAUCUUCUGUUUGCAUGGAGGACUUUCACCAUCCUUGGAUACACUAGACAAUAUCCGAGCCUUGGACCGUAUACAGGAGGUUCCACAUGAAGGACCUAUGUGCGAUCUCUUGUGGUCUGAUCCAGAUGACCGAUGUGGGUGGGGAAUAUCUCCAAGAGGAGCUGGCUAUACUUUCGGACAGGAUAUUGCUACUCAGUUCAACCACACCAAUGGGCUAACUCUGAUUUCAAGAGCCCACCAGCUUGUCAUGGAAGGUUAUAAUUGGUGUCAGGAGAAGAAUGUGGUGACUGUAUUUAGUGCUCCAAAUUACUGUUAUCGGUGUGGGAACAUGGCUGCAAUACUAGAAAUCGGGGAGAACAUGGAGCAGAAUUUCCUUCAGUUUGACCCAGCACCUCGGCAGAUUGAGCCUGACACCACACGCAAGACUCCUGAUUAUUUUUUGUGA
Molecule: messenger RNA, 552 nt
Organism: Ilex paraguariensis (yerba mate)
Lineage: Eukaryota; Viridiplantae; Streptophyta; Magnoliopsida; Aquifoliales; Aquifoliaceae
Source: the annotation of a GenBank genome assembly